GUGCAAGAGAGGCAGAGUGAGUUGAGUCGAGUCCCAUAUGUGGAAAAAAAGCAUAGCGCUGCACACACGAGCCUGUCUGCUCCAGGGAUUAUCUAUCUGGUUCUGAAUUUGUGCGGAGGAAAUGCAGGGAUGAAUAGGGUUGGGUAUUGUGAAGUCCCAGUACAAGCACAGGCCAACGAUGGACUAUAGCCGGACAGACGCCAACCUGGGUUUUCCUGCAAAACUGUCAUCUUAAAAGAGACCCAGUUCGCAGAAUGCUGAGUCCCAUUGUCCCCUAUAGCCUAUUGAAGAUGCACUGGAAUCCGGAGCAUGCCCAGCCCCUUAGCCAGUGGCCUGAGCAGCAUUUGGACGUGUCGUCCACCACCUCCUCCCCCGCCCACAAGUCGGAGCUCUACCCGGGCCGUGGCCACGGCCGCGCCGGAGGCGCCUACAGCUACGCCUGGGCCAACGAUGACAUCUCGGCGCUCACCGCCUCCAACCUGCUUAAGCGCUACGCCGAGAAGUACUCGGGCAUGCUGGACUCGCCGUACGAGCGGCCCUCGGUGGGCGCGUACCCGGAGCCGGCGGGCGGCGCGGGCGGCUUCGGCGUCCUGAACGGCCCGAAGAGCGAGCUGGAGCCCUGGCCGCUGACGCACGCGUCCGACGGCUCCUACCCGCUGGUGGACGGGCUCGGGGGCCCCAAGGUGGUCACGCCGGCCUCGGUGGGGCCCCCUGGAGGCUCGUCGGUCAACGGCAGCCUGUCGGACUCGGCCUACAGCGGGAGCAGCUCGUGCAGCGGCCCGCACUCCAGCGACUACCCGCCCGCCUACAACGGCACCUACCUCUCGUCCGGCUACUGCCCGCAGCCCGGCUCCGCGCUGCCCCCUGCGGCCUCGCUUCACGCCCUGCAGCCCACGCCCACCCUGGUGCCCAGCUACGCGCCCUCCACGCCCGUCUACAACUACCCCCCCAGCACCUACCCCCACCAGACCAGCCUGGCGCCCAGCUACAGCCACCCGGGCACCCCGUACCUGCCCUCGGGGCUGGCGGCGCCCACCCCGCUCCCCUCGCGCCCCACCGUGGUGGGGGGCAGCUACGGCUACCAGACGUCCGGCCUGGGGGUCGGUUCCGAGUCGGGCCCGGGCUCCCUGAAGCGCAAGGCGUUCGAGAUGAGCCUGGACGAGGAGGACGGCGUGGACGGCGCGGCGCGCUACCGGAAGUACGGCUACGACCCCAUGAAGCCCGGCGGCGACGACUCGCCGUACGGCCUCGCCGACAAGACCGAGUGCCGCGGCAACAACAACGGCUUCUCCUCGUCCGCCGCCGACCCCCAGCAGGGCUUCAAGCCCGGCAAGCCCGGCCAGGGCGGCAUGGCCGGAGGAGGAGGGGAGGACGUGGUCAAGUACAGCGGACUCAAGCCCCUGGUGUCCCCCCAGUACGGCGCGGCCGGCGGCGACUACAGUCCGCCCGCCGCCAUGACCGGCGAGAACGGCAACGAGAACUUCUCGCAGCACCGCUCCGGCUCCCUGAAGCGCUCCGGUGGAGGGGAUGUCGGGGCUCCGCCGAAGGGCAUCGGCGCCGACCCGCGCGUGCUGGAGCUGGUGACGGGCGAGCUGCAGGACUGCGGCCCGGCGCUGCUGUGGGGCGAGCUGGCCGGCCACGCGCACCUGAAGGCGGCGCUGGAGGAGGAGCUGCUGUGGCCGGCGCUGAGGCCCAACCCGGGCGGCCACCACCACCGGGGCGGCGCUGCUCUGCCCCGGACCCUGCUGCUGUUCGGCCCGCGCGGCGGCGGCAAGACCACGCUGGCGCGCUCGCUGGCCUCGCAGCUGGGCGCCACCCUCUACCGGCUCAGCGCCGCCGCCCUGCUGGGCAAGUGGAAGGCCGAGGCGGAGCAGGUGCUGGCCACGCUGCUGGCCGUGGCGUCGGCCCGCGCGCCCUCACUCGUCUACGUCAGCGAGCUGGAGGCCCUGGAGGACGCCGAGGCCGGCGGCGUCCGGCAGCAGCUGCUGGCGGCGCUGGACAAGGCCCAGCACGGGCCCGGUGCCGGCGGCGGCUCGUCUUCCUCGGCGGGGGGGGCUCAUCCGCCGGUCUUCCUGGCGUGCGCCACGCGCCGGCCCGACCUGCUCAAGGAGCCGCUGCUGCGCGGCUUCGCCAAGCGCUACCACGUGGGCCUGCCGGACGGCGCGGCGCGGCGCCAGGUGCUGCUCCAGACGCUGGCGGCGGCCGGCUGCUGCGGCCUGAGCGAGCGCGAGCUGGCCGCCGUGCUGCAGCGCUCCGAGGGCUUCACCGUGUGCCAGCUGCUGCAGCUGUGCCAGCAGGCCGUGGCGUCGGCCGCCGGGGUGCCGUCCGGCUCGGUUGUGGGUGGCAGCGGGGGGGGUCUGCACAGCCUGGGCGGGGGCCCCCUCGCCGCCCCCGCCUUCAAAGACUUUGAGAACGCCUUCUGCAAGGUACGCCCACACAGCAGCCCCAAAGAACUGGACACUUGUAUGGAGUGGAGCAAGGUGUACAGCCAUUGAGAAACAGAGAGAGAGAGAAGAAAAGAGAGAGAGAGAGAGAGAGAGAGAGAGAGAGAGAGAGAGAGAAAGGGAGAGACCAGUCAGCCACUGUUUGUAGUCUGGGGGAGGACUGCUGCCGAUCCUAUCUUCUCUUUGCUUUUUCAUGUGCAAAGCCUUGUAGAGUUUUUUUUGUAACUACUUAAUGACAGCCAAAAGAAUGGGGCGAAGAUGGGGGAUUUCAUUCGGGUGAGGAGCCAUUUGAAUUGUUGUAGUGGGAGACAUGGUUUCUGUCCCUUAUAAAUAUACAUAUACUUUAUUUUUCCCAAAGAAAAAAAACAACAUAUUAGGCCUUUUCUUGGACAGGGCAAUUUGAGUUGUUUUGGCGGCUGACGUGAUGGGAGGUCUGAAUUCUUUACGUCGGGUUUUCACACCGAGUCCGAUUAGCCUUGAUCCUGGACUAAAACCUGGAGAUUUAGCCCUUAGAUUACGGAUAAUCAAGUUUAAGAAAAAAAAUCCCCACAGAUUGCAACUCUCAGGAUCCUAUUUAUUGCCAGUCCACUCCAGUGGCAUUGUAUUUUUGAAUAUGUUGUUUUACUUUUAAUUGAUCAUUUGGUAUUAAAAGGGCUUAGGAUAUAUUAGAGCAACUAUAUUGUUUUUUUUCUCGACCAAAAAAAAAAAAAAUGAUGAUCAAGAGUAACGUACAGGUCAAGAGUACCAUAACGCUUCACACCAACGUGUCACCGGCCCUUGGCGCAGUCCUUCACGAGAUCGCCCACUGCUUUCCUGAGCGCUCGUCCGACACGACGGCGUCGUGGAGCGAAGCACGUACUUCUACUGAGCAAAACACCAGACACUGUAGACCCGUCUGAGAGGGCGAACAUGUGUGCACUUUUUGUUGUUUUGUUUAUUUUCUCAUAAUAGCACGCGUCAACGUGUGAGCGUCUGUCGCACUGACCCUUCAGCAACUUAACGCAGCAACUUAGCGCAGGCCCACCGAACAGCACUGCUUAGCACAGCCACGGCCACAUGUAGAACGCAGCACAGUGCACACACACGCACGCACACACACACACACACACACGUACACACAGACAUGCACACACACACACACACACACACACACACACACACACACACACACUACGGUUCAGCUGAUGUUUCUAACCCCUCCACACCGACCAGCCCAAGACCACCACUCGGGUGCUCAGGUGGCUGCUUUUUGACGUUUGACUUUAGUUUUCUUUUGUUUUGUUUUGUUUUAUUGUUUUGUUCCUCUUAGUAUAUCUAGUCUGGUUUGAAAUACUCAGGAAAAAAUGUCUUUACCUCAGAAAUAAUGAAUAAAAAAGAAUGUAUGUAA
Sardina pilchardus (European sardine) is the source of this 3831-nucleotide messenger RNA. RefSeq names its product fidgetin like 2 (gene fignl2). The coding region runs from base 255 to 2495 and encodes 746 amino acids. NCBI's taxonomy places the organism in Eukaryota, Metazoa, Chordata, Actinopteri, Clupeiformes, Clupeidae. The transcript has 3 exons. The record is from RefSeq and is a predicted model, not a curated record. Gene Ontology annotation, molecular function: ATP binding; ATP hydrolysis activity; microtubule severing ATPase activity.